This is a messenger RNA of Knipowitschia caucasica, 387 nucleotides long. The record is from the annotation of a GenBank genome assembly. NCBI's taxonomy places the organism in Eukaryota, Metazoa, Chordata, Actinopteri, Gobiiformes, Gobiidae.
AUGGCUCAGAGUAUUUGGGUUAAACUUGCAGACGGAGAUGAGGCGGAGGUGCUGACGACCGUGAGAAGAGUUUCAGCUGCAGCCACUCCCUACACAGCUGCAGCCACUCCCUACACAGCUGCAGCCACUCCCUACACAGCUGCACCCACUCCCUACACAGCUGCAGCCACUCCCUACACAGCUGCAGCCACUCCCUACACAGCUGCAGCCACUCCCUACACAGCUGCAGCCACUCCCUACACAGCUGCACCCACUCCCUACACAGCUGCACCCACUCCCUACACAGCUGCACCCACUCCCUACACAGCUGCAGCCACUCCCUACACAGCUGCACCCACUCCCCACACAGCUUCCCCCACAGCACUCCCUGAACCUGCUCUCCUCUAA